AUGGCGCCUGCGACCAGAACCGAGUCGAUGAAGCACAUUACACUGCACAACUUCCUGAAGCAGCAGCACCUUCUGCAGCAGCGUCUCAAGCCCACCGCCGUGCUCUGGAGCUGGCCGGUGCCGCGCCCGACGCCCGAGGAUGUGGCGGACGAUGCCGACGGUGCGUCGUGGCCGCCGCGCUCGUACACGUGUGCCUUCUGCCACCGUGAGUUCAGGUCCGCACAGGCGCUGGGCGGCCACAUGAACGUGCACCGCCGCGACCGCGCCAAGCUGCGCGGCCAGUACGGCGCCACGGCGCCCGCCGCCGAGGCCUCCGCGCCAGCCCCCCUGGCAACGACAGAGUACGCCGUGUUGUACCCAGUGUUGAACUCCAAUGCCGCCGGCGCUCGGGCGGUGUUCAUUCCCAGCGGCAACGUUCUGCUCUCGACGCCGGACGUCGCACUGGACGGCUCCGCCGCCCAUGGCCAGCAGUGCCACAUUGGCUGUGACGACGAGAACGAGAAGGACAUUGACCUUGAGCUCCGCCUCGGAUGGCCUUGA
Messenger RNA from Lolium perenne, 540 nucleotides. RefSeq lists its product as uncharacterized. The record is from RefSeq and is a predicted model, not a curated record. NCBI's taxonomy places the organism in Eukaryota, Viridiplantae, Streptophyta, Magnoliopsida, Poales, Poaceae.